AUGACCGCGGGACAGAACGAGCAAGAUGGGGAAAAGUGGAAAAGUAGGGAGGAAACACGUGAGAUGGAACCGGUUUCCGGAGAGUUGCAGUUCCUGCUGUCAGUUGUCGCACCGUGCUCCAUGUGUGACGGCAGGACUCUGAUGGCUGUCGUCAGGUGAUAGCCAUGACUGAGGACAUAGGCGUCUCGACUAUCACAACGGACGUCGCAAGUGAAACUACGAAAGCGACAGCUGAUGUGCUGCACGACCCUGCAGGCGGUCACGGAUGUUUCGAAAGUAACGAUCGACUGAUGGAGCACAGCGUUGCCCCUCACGAGACAUCUAGGACACCUCUUGUGGUAUCCAGUGCGAGUGCUGCUGAUAACGAGCCAGAUGAUGCAUUACAGUUGUUUGGAAACAAUUGCAUUGUUUGCGGCGUUGUCUUCAAAUCCUGGACUCAACUCCGGAGGCACAUGACAUCACACGACCCGGUCCCCAACGAUACGAAAUGGUUCAGUCGCUGUCGCUUGGCGAACGGCACCGUUCGGUGUCGUAUCUGCGGCAAGAUCCAAAGAAGCAUGCUCCGUCUUCGCCGCCACUACUCCAGCCACGUGAAUGCUCAGAUCUUCAGUUGUCCAAAGUGUCCUGGCACCUACAAGACAAGCCGAGAUUCCGUUGGACACUUCAGGAGAGCACACGUUCCGACAUAUAAAUGCAGUCAGUGCAACUUCGCGACUGCCUACUACAGGGUUUUGCGUUGUCACGAAUUGAAACAUGCCGGAAUUACCCCUAAAGAACGCUGUGAAGCUUGCUUCAAGUUCUUCGAAAAGAAUGUACUUUUACGUCACUAUUACCAACAUACGGGCGAAAAACCCUAUCAGUGCCAGCAGUGCGACUCCGGCUUUGUGACUGCCUGGAAGCUAAAGCGCCAUGUCCUCAAAGUACAUGGGAGCGAAAAACGUGCAUCUGACCAUACAGGACCCAAGAGACGUCGAAUACAGGCACACAGAGAUGCUGUUGGUGAUGACGGUCUACCAGGAUUGGGUAAUCGAUGCGUCGUCUGUGGCGAGACAUUCGCCCUGUGGAAUUUACUGCGGGCGCACAUGGCAACACACGAUCCGGCUCCCGAGGAUUCCAGGUUGUUGAACAAUUGCCGCUUGGCGGACGGCACCUUCCAGUGCCUUGUCUGCGGCAAAUUUGAAGCAGACUGGGCCCAUCUUCGCAGCCAUUACAGCUGUCACACAAAUGUUCGCAUCUUCACUUGUCCAAAGUGUCCACGUGCUCAGAAGACAAGCCACCAUUUCAUCGCGCACUACAGGAGGACCCAUACUACAUUGAACCAGACUUAUAAAUGUAGUCAGUGCAAAUACACGACUAUCUACGGGACAGCUUUUCGCAACCAUGAAUCAAUGCAUGGCGGUACAAACAAAGAACGAUGUGAAGCUUGCUUCAAAUUCCUCUCAAAGAGCACGCUGAUAUUUCACUAUUACCGACAUACGGGUGAGAAACCGUAUGCGUGCAUACAGUGCAGCUCCGGCUUUGCCUCCACCUCGGGGCUAAGGCGCCAUAUCCGUCGCGUGCAUGGGAACGAGAAAAGUGCUUCCCGUCAUACAGGACUCAAGAUACGUCGAGCACAGGUACGUAGAGAUGCCUUUGCAGACGUCGGUCUACCUGGCUUGAAUAAUCAGUGCAUAGUCUGUGACGAAAAGUUUCCCCUGUGGAAUUUACUGCGGGUGCACAUGAAAACACACAAUCCUGUUCCCCAUGACUCGAGAUUGUUGAACGAUUGCCGCUUGCCGGACGGGACCAUCCAGUGCCUCGUCUGCGGUAAAAUCCAAGGGAGCAUGGCCAGUCUUCGUAUCCAUUAUGCGAGUCACACAAAUGAUCCCAUCUUCAAGUGUCCAAAGUGUCCGCUUGCUCUGAAGACAAGCUGGAGAUUUCUCACGCACUUCAGGACAGCACACACUACGCUGGCCCGGGUUUAUAAAUGUAACCAGUGCGACUUCAAGACUAUCUACGGCCGUCAUCAGUUACGUAUUCAUCAGUUAAAGCAUUCCCGAAUUCCCCAAACAGAGCGGUGUGAAGUCUGCUUCAAGCUCUUCGCAAAGCACACACUUGUACUUCACUAUUACCAGCAUACGGACGAAAAACCGCAUGCAUGCAAGCAGUGCAGUUCCCGCUUCGUCUUGGCCUCGCAGCUGAAAAACCAUGUCACACAUGUGCAUGAGAGUAGGACACUUGCUUCUCACAAUGGGAAACCCAAAAGGCGUGCACCACAGGUACAGAAAGAGGCUCUUCCAUUAACCGGUCUACCCAGCCUGGAUAAUCGAUGUGUCGUCUGCGGGAAGACGUUCCUCCUGUGGCAUUUGCUGCGGACACACAUGACAGUGCACGAUCCUGUACCACAGGAUUUGAGAUGGUUCGAGGAUUGCCGUUUGCCAGACGGGACCAUUCAGUGUCUCGUUUGUGGUAAAGUCCAAGGAAAAAUGGCCGACCUCCGCCGUCAUUACGCCGUCCACACGACUGCUCUCAUCUUCAAUUGUCCAAACUGUCCACGAGCCUACAAGACAAGCACAGAGUUUCUUACUCACUUCAGGAGAGCCCACACUCCGCUGGCCCGUGUCUAUAAAUGUAGUCAGUGCGACUUCAAGACUAUCUAUAGCGGCGUUUAUCAUGGGCACGUGAGAGAACAUGCUGGCAUCCCCCUAAGAGAACGGUGCGAAGUAUGCUUCAGGGUUCUUUUCAAGGACAAUCUUUUAGGUCACUAUCAUCGACACACGGGCGAGAAACCAUAUCCGUGUCUACAGUGCAGCUGUCGCUACAUCAGCGCCUCACAGCUAAAAGAUCACGUCCAACGCGUACAUGAGGGAAAGAAACGUGCUCGUAAUCAUACUGGGCGCAAGGUACGUCGAGCCGAGACUCUCCUCUGAUGCAGCAUUAUUGGACAACUGCCGUCGUACAUACCAAGACGUGACCAAGCCCGGAAAGCCAUAAUCCUUCUCUUGCCGUCACCGUGGAGGCCAGCGGCCGAAAGUGUGCACGUGCAUGCACGACAACCUCCGGGUUAUUCACGACCAGAAUCAGUACGGGUGCACUACAAAAUGCAUUACAACACUGUGUGCUAUUUGGAAACAUACGCAAAUAGUUGAAGAAGAAAUGGGGCUGCAAGGUCUGCUUCGAGAAGUUUUCUGAAGGGCACAUCAGAGACAAUGGUUUCUUUCACGUGGGCAGAGAUCAGUAUCACUGCAGCUGCAGCAUAUGUGUGGCUAAAGUUAUUUCUGUCAGGGACUGAAACUGGAGUAAGUCACCAUCAGGCAAUGAACCGAAACCGUAGCCUGAACCGCAAAAUGUGAUUUUGCUUACUGGUUCAUAUGGAUCGGUUCAAGCGUACGCGAACAACUCUGCUUCGUGGUGUAGAUCCCUUCCUCAUGCGUUUCUUUUUUUUUUUUCGUUCAGAAGUUGCGUAGACAACAUAUGAUUUUGCGCGUUUGGGUUGGACCCACACUCGAAGACAUGAUAUGACAUAACAUGACAUUUUAUGAUAUU
Molecule: messenger RNA, 3525 nt
Organism: Ornithodoros turicata
Lineage: Eukaryota; Metazoa; Arthropoda; Arachnida; Ixodida; Argasidae
Product: zinc finger protein 14-like
Exons: 11
Coding region: 165-2909 (914 amino acids)
Source: RefSeq, a predicted model, not a curated record